Molecule: messenger RNA, 2205 nt
Organism: Durusdinium trenchii
Lineage: Eukaryota; Dinophyceae; Suessiales; Symbiodiniaceae
Source: the annotation of a GenBank genome assembly
AUGGCCUCUCAAACGGAGUUUUCGAGCUUCUGGCCUCCGCUACCUUCUCCGCAGAAUGGGGAGGACGCUGAAGCCCUUGGCUGUGGGCUUUCGGAGGGAACGUCGACGGUGCCGAAGUCCAUGGUCUCCUUCCCGUCCACGUUGCAUCCACAAGGCAUGCCAGUCUUUGGCUGGCUACCACCCCGCCAUGCGUUGAAGCCGCAGCGGCGGAUCAUCAUUGGCCGGAAGCAGCACAAGAGGAGGAUCGAGACCCUCGAAGCCGAGGUGGUGGCCUUGUUCGAAGAGCUCCGAGAGGACUUUCCCAAAUCGGACUCCCUCAAGCGGCUACCCCUCUUCUUCAUCACCGGCCCACGUUUUAAGCGGAAGUUAGACGAGUACCUGCGCGCGAGGCUGCGGAAAGGCGUGCCGUCGCUCUUCCGUACCCUCCGGUCCUACUACUACUCGCCGGGGGAGCCCGAGACGGUGGAGGAACUCCUGCUGCAGUACGCGAAGUGUCUGCGGGAGGCGCGGGUGGAAGCCGACCAUGGUCCGUGGAAAGCCGACGGACAUCUCUUGGUCGGCCCACUCAGCUGGUGCAAGGGGCGGAGCGAGACAUUCGUCUUGGAAGAAGGGGAGUCGGUCUGGCUCAACUGGCUCAACAGCAGUAGGUUUGGACCUCUCAGUGGAGAGCAAAGUGAGCCUCCCAAGAUGAGCGACGAAGAACCCCCCACUGCGCUGCUGUUCACCUUGAUGACUCUGGCAGAGCAUUUCGACUUCAUGGGGGAGACGCAUAAGGCGUUGGAGUACGUGAAUGAAGCCAUCGAGCACACACCCACCUUGGUGGAACUCUAUGCAUGCAAGGCUCGGAUCUACAAGCACGCUGGUGACCUGGAGACUUCGGCCAAGUGCUACGAGGAGGUCCGUGAGAUGGACUUGGCCGACCGAUACCUCAAUACGCAGUGCGUCAGGGCGCUCUUGAGGAUCGAUGAGACCCAGCAGGGAAUGGAGAAGGCACUUCUCUUCUCCAAGGAGCCCGACUCACAAGAGGCGGCGAACCUCCAUGAGAUGCAGUGCAUGUGGUACGAGUCCGCCGUGGGCCGUAGCUACUACCGGCAGAAGAAGUACGGCAAGGAGUGGGCGGCUUUUCUCCACUACGGUCUGGGCAUUCUGGUGACCAUCGGUGCCUACAGUUUUCUACAAGAGCGCAUCGUCUCAAAGGACUACGAUGGAGAAAUCUUUAAGGCGACCAUGUUCUUGGUCCUGUGUAAUCGCCUGGUGUCCAUCGUCUAUGCGCUCUUUAUGAUCACUUGCAAAGGAGAGAGUUGGAGAAAGCAGGCUACGCUCUGGAAAUAUGUGGUCGUGUCCUUUUCCAACAUGCUUUCAACGUGGUGCCAAUACGAAUCCUUGCGCUAUGUGAGCCUGAUCCUACAGACGGUGGCGAAAACCUUCAAGAUGCUACCGGUGAUGCUGGUGGGGAUUUUGAUCUCCAAGAAACGCCACUCUUUGACCGAAGUCGUGGUCGUCGCAUGCUUGACGCUGGGGCUUUGUCUCUUCGUGGCAGGCGGAGAUGUCAGCUCUGAAAACGCCGAGGGAUCCAGCAUCUACGGCAUCUGCCUGCUGGCCGCUUUCCUGGGCUUUGACAGCUUUACCAGCAAUUUUCAGGAGAAGCUCUUCAAAGAGGACAAUAUGUCCAAGUACAACCAGAUGCUCUAUAUGAACUUGAGUUCGGCCAUUGUGGCCACCAGCAUCUUGCUGGCGACUGGCAGGUUCCCAUACUGCGCCUCCUUCGUGGCGGUUCACAGCGGCUUUGCCGGCCAUGUGCUGACCCUCUCCCUCUCAGCUGCUGCCGGGCAGUUCUACAUUUUUUCGAUGGUCCAGCGGUUUGGCGCGUUGGCCCUGGCUGCGGCCAUGAAUGCGCGGCAAGUGACCACGAUCUUUCUCUCCUAUCUCACCCAAACGCAGCCUCUCACCUGGGUGCAGAGAGUGGGGUUGAUCAUCCUGUGCCUGGCCUUGGCCUUCAAAGCCUCCCGUAGCUUUGUCUUCUUUCAGAACCAUGAGAAGGAGCUCAAUGGCUCAGAUCCACCCCGCAAUGACUUGGAGAAUGAUGUGCCCGAUGGCAAUGCCGAGGAUGAGACCAAUCCCUUGGUCGGCGGCAAGGCGAAGUCCCUAGAGCUCGUGCAGGUCGUCGGCGCGACCCGCGCGCACGCCGCGGCGGCCUCGCCCUGA